This is a messenger RNA of Clunio marinus, 2240 nucleotides long. Lineage: Eukaryota; Metazoa; Arthropoda; Insecta; Diptera; Chironomidae. The record is from the annotation of a GenBank genome assembly.
AGUUUCAUUUUCCAAAAUAUCUAAAGCACGCGUAGAAAAUUUAAAAUAACUUUUGUUUAAUACUCUUCUAUCAUACUUUCUUGUUUUAAGUAGUUUUAAGUGAAGUCGAUAUAAUUAAAAAGAAAAUGGAGUUGGUUGCAGAAACUUCAAAUGUCCCAGUGGUUCCAAAGCAAGAAGUUCAAACGCCACAGGGACCAAAAGGAAAAUUCCAACAAGGAGGAGGCCCUCCACCCAAUAUGCAAAAGAAAAAAGGCUUUCAGAAUAAAAUGGGCAAUAACCAACAGAGAAAUAUGCGUGGAGGAAUGAAAAAUGAUGACUUCAUGGUUAAUCAUAAAUUAAAGAAUCUAAUGGGUCCUAUGCAUGAUUUGCCAGAAUUGCAAUAUGAAGAGGUUAAAUUUUCUGGAAGAAAUCGACUUUACAUUGGAAAUUUAACAAAUGAUGUUACAGAACAAGAAUUGAAAGAAAUGUUCAAACCUUACGGUGAAAUAUCUGAAGCUUUCAUUAAUGCUGAAAAGAGUUUUGCUUUUCUCAAACUCGAUUAUCAUAUCAACGCCGAAAAAGCUAAAAAAGAGCUUGACGGAAGCAUGAGAAAGAACAAACCUUUAAGGAUCCGUUUUGCUCCAAAUGCAACAACAGUUCGUGUUAAAAAUUUGACUCCAUUUGUUACCAACGAACUGCUCUUCAAAGCUUUUGAGAUUUUUGGUCCCAUCGAACGUGCUGUGAUCAUUGUUGAUGAUCGUGGUAAGACAACUGGUGAAGGAAUCGUCGAGUUUUCUCGUAAAUCAGGAGCAAUGACUGCAAUGAAAUAUUGUCAAGAAAAGUGUUUCUUCCUCACUUCAAGUUUACGGCCAUGUGUUGUCGAAUCUUUUGAUCACAUCGACGACAAUGAUGGCUUCCCGGAGAGAUCUCUUAUGAAAAAGAACAACGAGUUCUUUAAAGCACGACAGAAUGGUCCUCGAUUUGCCGAAAUUGGGACGUUUGAGCACGAAUUUGGAACAAAAUGGAAGCAAAUGUAUGAUCUCUAUAAACAAAAACAUGAUGCAUUGAAAAGAGAAAUGCAAAUUGAAGAAGAGAAACUUGAAGCACAAAUGGAAUAUGCCAGAUUUGAACACGAAACUGAAUCUUUGAGAGAACAGUUAAGAAUGCGUGAACAAGAUCGUGAACGACAGAAGCGUGAAUGGGAAAACAAAGAACGACAAGCUGAAGAAUUCCGUUCGCGUGAUCAACAAGAAAUGCGUCAACAACAAGAAACAAUGCAACUACGUAUGCAAAAGCAAGAUGAAGAAAUGAGACGAAGACAACAAGAGAAUUCUUUGUUUAUGCAAGCACAACAGCUCAAUAAUAUGCUUGAUCAACAAGAAAUGAGCCACCAUGGGAAUCAAAGUGGAGGUGGUGGUGGUGGUGGCGGCGGCGGCGGCGGCGGCGGUGGAGGUCGCAAGAAUUUUAAUGACAACAACGACAACAGACGCAAUUAUGAUAUGAUGAAUCAAGGAAAUCAUGGCGGUGGAAAUCAAUUUCAACAGCAUCAAGGAAAUCAGGAUCAAGGAAAUCGAUUCAAUGAUGGACAGGGUCAAGGUGGACCCCCAAGAGGAAACAUUCGUUCCAAUCCAUGGAAUGAUCGUUCGGGUGGUGGUGCUAAUCACCGUGAUGACUUCCAAAAUAAACGUAGACGAUAUUAAAUCGUCAGUUCAAAUCAAUAUCCCUUAUUCAAUGUUUACGUGUCGUCAUCCAAAAUUUACAUAAAUUAUCCAGUUUUUCAUUUUUUGUUAGAAGUCGUAGAUAAUGUUUAAUUAUUUUUUUUUCGUAUUUGCUAUGGAAAGUCGGAUAAUGGAUAAUUCUAACAAAUAAGAAAACGCAAAAAUUUAUUUGUAAAAUUAUGACAAAUUCAUCUUAUUAAAAUUUUCUCCACGAAAAACUUUUCAUAAUUAUUCAAAGCAUUCAAUUCAGUUGACAAAUAAUUUGAUGAAACUGAAUUUGAUAAUUGAAAACUAUUUUUGCACAUUACUCAGCCAAAACAUUAAAUAAUUGAUUUUAAUCUAAAGAAGAAGGGAAGAAAUAAGAUGAUAAAAAUAUCUUUUAAUGAUAACACUUUAUAAUCUAUUUUAAACAUAAGAGGAAAAUUCGUGCAACUAUUGUAUGUGUAUGGUUUUAUUUUGAAAUUAAAAUUUGUGCCGUUCAUUCUCAAAAUCAAACUGUUUUUAAGCUUUUAAAGUGUUGAACCUUUUUUAAUUUUUAUUAUG